AGUCAUAAUUCUGGAAGCAGAAUCAAAAUGACACAUACCUAACUAGACACAGCGCUUCUCAAUUAUUCAUUAAUACCACUUACAUAGUGAUCUAAUUUCACAGUCGUCGUGGAACACACAAAAUCAUGAUAAAUAAGAGUUCGUACAGUUUCCUUGAUCUCAUCCAUUUUACAAAACCACAAUCCCAUGGACCUGACAUAACUCCUCUAAGCCCAUCUCAUAAUUCCACACAAGAAUACCAAAUCAAUCUUAGAAACCACUUACUGAAUCGUCACACUGAGUCUCAAACACAAGUCACUAACUAAUCAUUCUGCAAGGUUUAUCAACUUCUUAUAAAGAUAAAUAUAAACUGACCUAUUACCCAACAUUUUUUUCUUCUAGGUAUUUCCCCAGGAGAAAUGGAAACAUUUCAGCUUUAUUCGUAACAUAUAAAACCUGGAAAUACAACAAAUGUUCACCAAGAGAAAAAUGAAUGAACAAAUUGUGGCAUAUUCACACAAUUGAAUGCUGUCCAUAAAUAAAAAUGAACUACACAACAUUAAUAAAGCUUACAAAACUAGGAUGUGCAAAAGGAGACAUAUGUGAUUGCAGAACUGACAAAACUAAAUUACGGCGACGUAUCCCAGAACUAUGGCGGUCUGUUGUGAGACUGACUGGAAAAGGACACCAGAGAACUUCCUGGCAGUGAUUGUAUAAAACCCGCACCAGGGCAGGCAUACACAUACUGAGCGUGUGCUCAGUGCCAGAUGACAUUCUAGGUGCUGGGGCUUUCUCAAGGGGCAAAACUGACAACAAAACUUGUCACUCUCUGGUUCACGACCACGGACCUGGGGUCCCGCACAUACAGGCCUGAGCGAAGAGAAGCCUCGACAGGCACCGGCUCCCAGUUCUCGCCUCAGCCAUUUCCGCCCAACCUGCGGUGCCCGAUCGCCCUCAGCACGGAUUUCCGAUUCCCUCCUUGGUCCUCCUCCACCAGGUUCCUGAUUCCCUCUUUUCUCCUCAGCGCUCUGGGUUUAGGGAUUCCGGUUCUCAGCCGGUCCUUCCCGACGCAGGCUUCUUCCGUCUUCCUCCUCGCCCCGCCUCCGGCAGGCUUCCGCUUCCCUUUUCCUUCUUUCCCCCACCCAGGUUUCCAAUUACUUCCUCGGCUGGGGCUCUAAUUCAACCCAGAGGAACCCUCGCUCCCAAAAAAUCAUCACCUGGCUCUUCGGCGUCUGAAGAACCGCCAGCGGCGGCCCUCCUCCGCCCAGGAGGAGCGACCCGCCCACCCUGGAACUCCCAGGAGUCUCCGGGGCGUGGCGCGGGCUUUGCGACCGCUGCCCUCCCCUUUGCGCUCGAAAACUUGGACGUUUUCAGUGUUGGACUACGUUUCCCACAGGCCCCAGGGCUACGAAUGAACUUCGACUUCUGUUCCCCUUCCGGUAUCGUCGUGGUUAUUGGGGCAUGCCUGUUCUGCAAGAGAAGCCCCCUGAAGUGGAGGAGAGCGUUGCCACUUAAAAACCCAUUCAAGACCACACAGUGGUACAGACUGUGAGAGGCAGCAUGAUAUAAUGGUAAUUGAGUCUAAAGCAGCACCUUCUGAUGGAAAUACAAUUUUUGACGGAGGAGCAUGUCAUCGGAGUUCCUCACACUGUCAUGGCAGAAAUGGAAUUCCCAGAGCAAUUCUUUACAGUUCUAAGCAUGGAUCAUGAAUUGGUGACAUUCAGGGAUGUGGUCAUCAACUUCUCUCAAGAGGAAUGGGAAUGUCUGGAUUCAGCUCAGAGGGAUUUGUAUUGGGAUGUGAUGAUGGAGAACUAUAGCAACUUGGUCUCACUGGAUUUGGAGUCCAAGUAUGACACAAAGACUAGAAAGGACAUCACUGGUUCUCAGUGGAAAGUCACAGAAAGUAAAUUCAUUGGUCUUGAGAGCUCCAUUUUCAGAAAUGACUGGCAGAGCAAAAGCAAGACUGAAGUACAAAGACCUGAACUGGGAUAUUUCAGCCAAAUGAAAAUCAACUCUGAAAAAGUGCCCAAUUACAAACAUCAGAAGUCUCUUAUAUCACAUCAGAGAAUUCAUGAUAGCAAGAAGCCCCAUGCAUAUAAGGAAUAUGGGAAGGUGCUUAGCUGUGACUUCAAUUUUGAUGAAUAUGAGAGAAUACAUACUGGUGAGAAAACAUAUCAAUAUAAUGCAUAUUGGAAAACCUUUGGAGAUGACCCACAUACCCUACAACUGAAUAUACAUAGUGGUGUGAAACCUUGUAAAUAUAUGGAAUAUGAGAAUGCAUUUAGUUUUUAUGAAGACCUUAGUAUACAGAAAAUGCAUGAUAAUCAGAAGUGCUAUAAAUGUAAGGAAUAUGAAAGGACCAUUAGAAGAGUUGAAGAAAUAACUCCACUUCAAAUAAUUCGUGAUGGUGAGAAACCCUAUGAAUGCACUUUCUGUGGAAAAUCCUUUAGAGUGCAUGCACAACUUACUCGACACCAGAAAAUCCAUACUGAUGAGAAACCUUACAAAUGUAUGGAAUGUGGCAAGGACUUCAGAUUCCAUUCACAGCUAACUGAACAUCAGAGAAUUCAUACUGGUGAAAAACCAUACAAAUGUAUACAAUGUGAGAAAGUCUUUAGAAUUAGUUCACAGCUUAUUGAACAUCAGAGAAUUCAUACAGGUGAGAAACCUUAUGCAUGUAAAGAAUGUGGGAAGACCUUUGGAGUCUGUAGAGAACUUGCUCGACAUCAGAGAAUUCAUACUGGAAAGAAACCCUAUGAAUGCAAGGCAUGUGGAAAGGUCUUUAGAAAUAGUUCAUCCCUGACUAGACAUCAAAGAAUUCAUACUGGUGAGAAACCCUAUAAAUGCAAGGAAUGUGGGAAAGCUUUUGGAGUAGGUAGUGAACUUACUCGACACCAGAGAAUUCACAGUGGUCAGAAACCUUAUGAAUGUAAAGAGUGUGGAAAGUUCUUUAGACUUACAUCAGCACUUAUUCAACAUCAGAGGAUUCACAGUGGUGAAAAACCUUAUGAAUGUAAAGUAUGUGGGAAGGCUUUCAGACAUAGUUCAGCCCUUACUGAACAUCAGAGAAUUCAUACUGGAGAGAAACCUUAUGAAUGCAAGGCAUGUGGGAAGGCCUUUAGACAUAGUUCAUCCUUUACAAAACAUCAGAGAAUUCAUACUGGUAAGAAACCCUAUGAAUGUAAGGAAUGUCUGAGUGCCUUUAGUCCUGAAGCAGAUCUCCUUCAGCAUGACCAGAUUCAUAGUAGAGAGAAACCUCAUGAAUGCAAUGAAUGUGGAAAAACCUUUAGCCUGAAGCAAAACCUCAUAGAGCAUAAGAAAAUGCAUACUGGAGAAAAAUCACAUGAAUGUACUGAAUGUGGUAAAGUAUUCUCUCGAGUCUCAUCCCUUACUCUACAUUUGAGAAGUCAUACAGGAAAGAAACCAUAUAAAUGUAAUAAAUGUGGAAAAGCCUUCAGCCAGAAAAGAAACUUCCUUUCUCAUCAGAAACAUCAUACCGGAGAGAAACUUUAUGAAUAUGGGAAAGCUUCUAUUCAGAUGCCAGGCCUCAUUAAACACCAGAGAAAUAAUACUGGAAACAAACCCUAUGCAUGUAAGGAAUGUGGAAAGGCCUUCAAUGGCAAAUCAUAUCUCACUGAGCAUGAGAAAAUUCAUACGGGAGAGAAACCAUUUGAAUGUAAUCAAUGUGGAAGAGCCUUCAGCCAGAAGCAAUACCUCAUUAAACAUCAGAAUAUCCACAGUGGAAAGAAACCCUUUAAAUGUAAUGAAUGUGGAAAAGCCUUUAGCCAGAAGGAAAACCUCAUUAUCCAUCAAAGAAUACAUACUGGAGAGAAACCUUAUGAAUGCAAAGGGUGUGGGAAAGCUUUCAUUCAGAAGUCAAGCCUCAUUAGACACCAGAGAAGUCAUACAGGAGAGAAACCCUAUAUAUGUAAAGAAUGUGGGAAAGCCUUCAGUGGCAAAUCAAAUCUCACUGAGCAUGAGAAAAUUCAUAUUGGAGAGAAACCCUAUAAAUGUAAUGAAUGUGGAACAAUCUUUAGGCAGAAGCAAUACCUCAUUAAACAUCACAAUAUUCAUACAGGAGAGAAACCCUAUGAAUGUAAUAAAUGUGGAAAAGCCUUCUCUCGAAUCACAUCACUCAUUGUACAUGUGAGAAUUCAUACGGGUGAUAAACCUUAUGAAUGUAAAAUAUGUGGGAAAGCCUUCUGUCAAAGCUCAUCUCUUACUGUUCAUAUGAGAAGCCAUACAGGUGAGAAGCCCUAUGGUUGUAAUGAAUGUGGGAAAGCCUUCUCUCAGUUCUCAACUCUUGCUCUACACAUGAGAAUCCAUACUGGAGAAAAACCUUAUCAGUGUAGUGAAUGUGGGAAAGCUUUUAGCCAGAAGUCACAUCAUAUUAGACACCAGAGAAUUCAUACUCACUAAAGCUCUAUGAAUGCCUUGAAUUUAGGAAAACUUUCAUCAGAACUCACACUUUAAUGGUAUACUGAAAAUUCAUUUUAUAAUAAAGUGACAUGAAUGUGGAAAAUACUUCAACAACUCAAAACUUAAAUACUAACAAUUUUAAUAAGUAUCAUAGAUAGUAUCAUGAAAACCUGUACUCCCAGAACUCCCACAACAAACAUUGUUAAUGAUAUACUUUUAGGAGCAUUCUCAUCGACGUAAGGAUCCAGUCAUGAACACUAAUCAGCAUGGUUCUGGAAGGCCUACCUGAUGCAUUAAGAGGUAUAAAGAUUUGACAUUAAGAGACAAAACUGUCAUUUAAAAAAUGUUUCGCUAUAUAUGUAAUCAAAAUUAUUUGUUCUUGAUUCAUUUGUAGAAAUCAGAUUGGAACAGAAUAUUGUAUUCAGAAACAUGCAUGCCUUUUUGGGGAAUUGUUAAUUGAUAGAGGUGGUAUCACAGGUUGGUAGAGAAAUGAAAUCAUGGAUGAUUCAAAAAUGGUCUCAGGGUAACUGACUCUUCAUGUGGGAAAAUAUUAGAUCUCUGCUGUAGUAAUACAUUAAAGUAUUUAUUAUGAAAUCCAAAUGUAUUGAAGACUAGAAUGCAAAAAGCAAAAUUUAGUAAUAUAAGAAUUUUAUAGGAGAGUGUUUUUAAAACCUUGGGGUAGGAGGGAAUUUCUAAAAUAGAUUCCAGGAUACUCACUCUUGAGUAUACAUGCAUAUCCCCAAGAAACUGAUACAUGUACCUAGGGAGUCAUGUAUCUUUAUGUUCAUUGAAGCAUGAAUUACAUUAGCAAUGGCUGUUGCUUGUGAAAUGGAUAAUAAAAUGUGAUAUAGGCACACAGUAGAAUGUUCUCUAGUAGUGAAGUAUAACAGGUGAUAUAUAUAUAAAUAUAGUAACAGAGAAAGACCUGAAAAGUCAUGUAGAGUAAAAACAAUGAAGGGAUAAAUAUAAUCAUAACUGUGAAUAUUAAGUCAACACUAACAAACACUAGUAUUAAGCACUGAUUAUGGAUAAACAUUUUUAUGUAAAACUGAAGAAUGGAUUGUUAAGAUACACAAUUUCCAAAGGUGGUUGCCUCUAGAAAGAACGGUAGUGGAAAAGAAAUGGGACCAAGCAUGGUAGUUAAAGGAUACUUCAGUUUUGUAUCUAAACACCUAUCAUAAAAAGAAAUAAAGAUUCCAAGUAAAUAUGACAAAAUGUUCGUUACCUCUGGGUUGUGGUAGUAAUGUGUUCUAUUGUUUGUGCUAUUUCUGAAAAUUAAAAAAGAUAAAAAGUAGGAAAGCUGUACAUGGAGUACAUGUAAUAACAGACUCACAAUCCCAGAAACUAAUAUUUUAUAGGAAAUAUUUCUAAAAUCAUAUCUUUACUAUAAGUCAUUUUUUAAAAUUGGGAUGGUAGCUUAAUUUAAAUUUACUCUUGCAUGUGACAUCACUAAUCUGUUUGAUCUCUACUUAGAAGUUAUAGCAUUUGAUUGUGCAGCAGGUUGGUAUUGUAUACAUUUAAGGAUCAUACCAUACCAUUUAAUAAUACACGGACAGACUUGAUAUUAAGAAUUGGUUUCUACUGAAACAUUUAUCAGAAACUUUAAAAGUCCAUAUAACCAGUAUUGGCAUUAAGGAUUUGGUAUUUUAAAAUGAGGAAACCAGGUUACCCUUAAUUUUUAAAUAUGCCACUGAGUAAAAUGUCAACUCUUGCAUUUCACCUUCAGUUUUAACUUCAAGACAUUUUUUUUCUCUGUUCUGCCAAAUAUACUCAACCAACCCCCCCUGUUUGUUUCUUUGGGGAAAAUGGUGCUAAAAAGGAGAUCAGAGACCUAAACAAUAUCCUUUUAUUUGAAGCAAAUCUUUUUGAGGAUUUUUGUUUACUUGGUCCCUUUCCACAACAACUUGACAUAUAAAAAGUUGUUAGUGUUCUUUUUGAAUAGUGAUAAAAAUGUGCAUCCAACAUUUAAACCUUAGGCAUAUUUCAAAUAUAUCAAUUUCUUUUAAAUUCAAAAUAAUGAAACGCUAAUAGAACCAUACUACUAUACUGCUUGUUAAUGGUUUUGAAGGUUAGUCUUGAGAUAAGAUUAUAAAUGUCAGGGAUUGAUUUCCUGGGGUAAUAUACCCAAAUAACAUGUAUAUCUACAAGAGUCUAAAUUAUCCUCUAUUUUCUUCCAUUCCUCAUUAAGCACUCCCUCGUAUUUCUUAAGUGUUUUGCUUGCCUUUGAGCUUGUGCAGCUUUGAAGUCACCAGAACAACUAAGAACUCUCAAUUCAGACCAAACUAGGAGGAUUACCUUUUGGUGCCUGUAGUUGGCUAGGGCCAAGGUGCAACAACAAUAAAUAGGAUAUCACAAAGAGUAAGGUGAGUAAUAUCUGAGUACUAUCACAGAUAUUUUGACAUUUGACUAUAAGUAGUGUCAAAUUUACUCUGACAUCCCCCCAUUAAUUCGACUUUUUGCUAGUUAUUUGCCACCACAAACAAUACUACAGUAAACACUCUUAAAAUCAGACCUUAAAUUUCAGAUGUUUUUAUUUCUAGGGGAUAGGUUACAGGCCAGAGAGUGUUAGAUCAAAGGACAUAUGCCAUUAUUUUAUUGUAAUAGAUGCUGUCAGUCAUUUUCAAAAACACAACUUUCCUCUAACCCUGCAACAGAUGGUAACAUACUACUUAAAUUCACGUUUGUCUGAUGAGUGUAACCACUUGCUCCUAGCUUCUUUGUAAAUUUUCAUAUUGUUAGCUCAUUUUGAAGUCCUCUUUAUGUAUUAGACAUUAGGAAUUUGUCUAAUUUUUGUCAUAAAAAAUGAUUUUUCCAUAAAAAUACCCUAAAUUUCUCUGUAACUAGAUAUGUAUUAAUUUUUUCUAAGCUGAUGGAUUGGUUAAGAAGAUAUUUUAAUCUCUAGAUUGUAGAUUUCUUAGGUUUUCUUGCAAGUUGUUUAAUGUUUGCAUUUUUCAAUAUGUAAAUAUUAGUCCAUUUAGAACUUAAUUUUUAAUGUCAUAUGAAAUGAGGAUUCCUUGUUAUUUUCUUCCAGGUGGGUUUCCAGUUAUACAAGCACAAUUUGUUAAAAUAACCCAUCUAUUCAGCAGCCAGUCACACAGUUCUGACACCAACUUGUGGUGUCCACCAGCAGCAAUCAAAGAUUUGAACCAGCAAUCAAAAAAAAAAAAAAACAGAACAGCCUUUAACAAAGUUUAUUAUUAGCCUUCCCUGACACACACACACACAAACCAAACUACAAAAAACAAAAUCGCCUUCACAAUACUACAACUGCCCAAGCAAGCACAGCUUCCAGGGCCUCUGCCCUGCUCAGGGGAGAGGAGGUCAGCACGGGUGUGGUUCACCUAAGCACUGGGAAACAACAUUCUCAUCCAGGACGUCUUAUGAUAACCCAGUACUGCAACUGCAUGGUGUGCCCCCAUGCAGCACACCCAGUUGUAAGACUGAUACCCACUUAAGCACAGGGAAGCUGCUGCCUUGGUUUCCCAAGACUUACGAUGCCUUAGUCACAUAGGCUGUCGGUGUCUACAUGCCAAGUCACAGCACCCCCUAUCCCCAUCCAGGUACAGGAUACACAUGAGGAAUCUACAGUAGUAUUUUCAUCAAGGAAACUGGUAGAAAAUCAAAUCUAAGGUCAUCUUUCCAGACAUGGGUCAGGGGGAGAGUCCUAUUAAUUCUUUACCAAUACCAUCCUUUCCUGUUCAACUGAAACUCAGCUAUGUAAUCCUUUAACCACGUGAUUUUUUCCUCAUUCAAGUGAAACUGCCUUGUACUUUCAUUUAUACCAAGACCUACUUUCUGUAUUCUCUUCUUUCACUAAUCUAUUUUUCUACUUCUAUACUAAUACCAUAUUAAUUGAUAAAUUGGUUUAACAUUAGCCUUAUUGUAUUUUGAUACUGCAUAAUAGACCAACUCCUCCUUGCUGUUUUUCAUAGUUUUAUUGGCUAUUCUAAGUUAAUUUUCUUCCUAUAUAAAUGAAGACUGUUCUCAAAAUACAAAACCCUUUGAUAUUCUAGUUGGAACUGCAUUAAAUUUAUAUAUUUAUUUUGGGAGAAAUGACUUUUUUUUUACUUUAAGUCUUUCUGACCCAAAUCAUAGUGUGCCUUUGCAUUUGUUCAGACUGUAAUCAUGUCUUUGAGCAUGAGGGUCCUAAACAAAGUAAUUUGAAUGCCAUCCCUGCUUAAUAUAUUUUGAAAAGUUUGUCAGUUCGGUGAAUGAGGAGAAUCCCUAUUAUGAACUAAACGUUUGUAGUCUACUCAGAAUUCAUACUUUGAAGCCCUGAUCCCCAAUGUGAUGGUAUUUGGAGAUGGGGCUAUAAGGAAGUAAUUAGGUUUAGAUUAGGUCAUGAGGGUGGGACACUCAUGAUGGGAACAGUACCCAUAUGUAGAGGUGGAAGAGAGAGACUGUAAGAAGAGAUUUCUUUCCCAAGUGUAUACACUGCGGAAAGGUCAUGUGAGUGUAGCACAGGUAAGAAAGCAGCUGUCUACACCAGGAAUUGGACCUUCACCAGGAUUUGCCAGCACUUUGAUGUUGGGAUUUCCCAGCCUCUAGAACUGUAAGAAAUAAAUGUCUGCUAUUUAAACCACCCAGUCUGUGGUAUUUUGUUAUAAUGCCUGAGCUAAGACAAUCCCUUUUCUGCUUAAUUCUCCUGUGCUCCUCAUACGUAAGACAAAAGCACUUUUAAUUAGGAGAGUAAAAUCCCAACUACAUUAUUAAUAAGUUCUGUAAUUUUUAGCAAUUUAUAAAACUUCCCCCACCUUAUUCAUUU
Molecule: messenger RNA, 9163 nt
Organism: Zalophus californianus (California sea lion)
Lineage: Eukaryota; Metazoa; Chordata; Mammalia; Carnivora; Otariidae
Gene: ZNF260
Product: zinc finger protein 260
Exons: 7
Coding region: 1579-4398 (939 amino acids)
Biological process (GO): negative regulation of transcription by RNA polymerase II; regulation of immune system process; regulation of cytokine production
Molecular function (GO): RNA polymerase II cis-regulatory region sequence-specific DNA binding; DNA-binding transcription factor activity, RNA polymerase II-specific
Source: RefSeq, a predicted model, not a curated record